Molecule: messenger RNA, 772 nt
Organism: Salvelinus sp. IW2-2015
Lineage: Eukaryota; Metazoa; Chordata; Actinopteri; Salmoniformes; Salmonidae
Source: RefSeq, a predicted model, not a curated record
AGAAGGACUGUAGUUGUAGAGAAAGUCACUUGUCUGUGGGGACAGAAUGGAGCACACCUUGCUCUGUUUGCUGCUAUUGCUGAGUACACACAUCUACUCUGGACACUCUGAAGACGAUGAUGGAAAGGCAAAGGCUGUUCUGACCAUAUACCCCACAUCCUCCCAGAUAUUCAGUGGAGAGUCUGUCACUCUCAGAUGUAACAUACAGAGGGGAGAAGUCACUGACUGGGAAUACACAUGGCGCAAGGAUGAUGUAGACACAAUCAAUAGGAAUCAUGAAUAUGAGAUCAGUGAGGUUAAGAUUUCAGACAAUGGGGACUACAGGUGUGUGGGUACACAUAUUGAUCAGAAGAAGCAUUCUGAGUGGAGUGAUGCAGUCAGACUUACGGUAACAGCUCUUCCUGAAACUACACUGACUAUAACACCAAACCCUGCAUACACUGGAGUGACAGUUUCUCUGACGUGUUCAGUGGGGUCUGACAGUGGCUGGAGCUUUACAUGGUACAAAGACAAAAAAAAGAAAGUAGUGACCUUGCCUAGCAGACACACUACAACAGGAGCCACCUUCACCAUCAGCACCUCCGCCCCGUUCAUCGGAGGCUCGGCUGUAUACCGUCCCACGGAUACUGGACUCCGCCGGUGCAGCGGUCCUGCAGUCUUUCUGUGGACUGCGGAACGGCAGCGUCCCGAGGAGCGCUUCCUGGGCCUGCACAAGACAUCUAGACCCUGGAACUCAUUCGUCAUUUCAGGGCCUCACCCUGAGAAUGUGUAG